Messenger RNA from Hermetia illucens (black soldier fly), 1277 nucleotides. RefSeq names its product peritrophin-48-like. The transcript is spliced from 2 exons. NCBI's taxonomy places the organism in Eukaryota, Metazoa, Arthropoda, Insecta, Diptera, Stratiomyidae. The record is from RefSeq and is a predicted model, not a curated record. The coding region runs from base 121 to 1077 and encodes 318 amino acids. Gene Ontology annotation, cellular component: extracellular region. Gene Ontology annotation, molecular function: chitin binding.
CGAACAUCACAUGAGAUUGCAGUCUAUACCUAUAGUUAGUGGGAUCCUAUAGUCGUGCGACUUGUGAGAAGAAAAACAUCCUGCCGUAGUGAGAAGUCCCAUUUGGGCGUAUAUAGCACAAUGAAAUUAGGAAUCAGUUUAGGAAUACUUAUAUCAACUUUGGGGAUCCUCCAUUCCAGCGCUCAGCAUAGUCCAACAUGCGCAGGAAAGGAGAUAUAUGUUCCAUAUCCUGGCAAGGAUGAAUCCCAUUACAAGGUAUGUUUCAGUGAGACAGGAGAUCCCAAGGAAUAUGAGUGCCCACCAUCCCUGAAAUUUAAUUCAAUAACAAGAAGCUGUACCCUCAAUUUUGACACUGAACCGAUAACAAAAUGUACUAGUGAGGGAGACGAAUUUCCAGCUCCUGACCCUGAUUGCAAAUUGCGUUAUACAUGUGACUCGGAUCUAAGACCCAGCAGCACACCAACUGCCUGUUCAAAGGAUUAUUUGUUCAACCCCCUUCUACGAGAGUGCGUUCCUGAUACUGAAUAUAUCUGCAGUGAUGACCCACCCGAUUGUUCUCAGGCAAAAUACAAAAAUAGAAAGUGGGUUGACAAAGAAAAUUGUGAAUACUACUACGAAUGCUUUGGAGACACUAUCGCAAGCCUAAAAUGCCCCAGCAAAAUGUACUUUGACGCACACACUCAAUCUUGCUUGCAUAACACCGGUGAUAUAUGCAAAGUUCCUAAUUCCAACUCCGAUUUACUAGUGAACAUUGAGACUAUUUGCAAAGGAAAAGCCAAGGAGUUUGUCCCGGAUCCCUACUAUUGCAAAGCCUACUACUAUUGUGUCGACGAAUCAACCCCAUACUGGACUGCUUGUGCAGAUGGAAGAUACUUUGAGAAAGGAGCUUGUUCUCUAACAAAAGCCAGUAGUUGCACUUGUGAAGAUUUAAAAUGGGAUGGCUCUAGCUCCCCAGUGAAUGUUCCACAUCCUGACAGAACAAAAUAUUAUGAGUGUACCCAAGGCAACGUAGCCAAGGUGAAGACGUGCCCAUCAGGUACUACCUUCAAUACAACGAAGAAAAUGUGUUCCUCAUGAUUUAGAAGAUACAUCGGACGAUCUGCAGUUUCUGUCACGAAGGCCACACAAAUAAAUUAGAAAGGUUUCACAAUUAUCUGAGUUUCUGUAAUCUUGGCAUUCCCUUAGAUAAAUACGGAGUUGCAUAAACUGUUUAAAGUCUUUGUAGCCAUUUUAUUUAGAAAAUAAUUAAAAUAAAAUAAUCAGAUAUUCUGCAUCAA